CUGCCACCGGCAACCCUUGUGAUAGUGGAUGGCGAAUACGUGAGUGAUUUGUACGGCAACGCUAGCCGACCGGUCCAAUUUUUCGGUGAUGUUUCGAAUAAGUCACACUUCAGUCUCUGGCUUGCCGAAACAGCACGGUGUCGAACUAUGUUCUCACGCAUCAAUUCCCUUGCCUGGCACCGCAAAUGCGGUCCCAAAGCCAAAAUGGACUUUAUGCGUCAGGUGCCCUGUACCACUGGAGAUGUCUGCUCCGAGGAGGACGAUCGCUCUCGUGUUCAACCCGAAUCGCAAUUCACCUUUACUGUCCAGGAUCGUCGACAACCUCGAUUCUGGUAUCUUAGUUUGAUUGCUUGCUACCGCAAUCUGACUACCUGCGAGUGGGAGACUUCAGCUCUGCCUCGACCUGACAUUGAUCUCUCAAAGAGUGACUGUCAUGAUUCCUCGAGGCCCUGUGUACCGAUGCGCAUGCGCUACGACAUCUGGAUGGUGAAUGGGGCACCACGUCUGCGUGACUACUACCGAUUUGAACAUCAGUUCUCCUUCGAGUACCAUGAUAUCUUUGAGAUCUAUCUCAUAUUCGGCCUCCUCUACCUCUUCCUUGGUGUCAUCCUACAUAUCAAGUACAAGGGGGAGUACGAGCCGUUGGCAUGUCUCCUCUUCAAACACAUCUGGUUGUCAUUUGGAGCAGCGACACUAAGGGUUAUCCACUUUGCAACCUUCUCAUUUGAUGGCGUUGGGGCGCCUGCUCUCCUAUUCAUCGGUGAUGUGGUUGCUCUUGCCGCGGAGUCCCUCCUCAUCAUCCUCAUCCUCACCACCGCCGAAGUUGGCUUUCCCAUCCUCCCUGCUGAACUUUCCCACUUUGAGCAGAAGGUUCGUCAAUACCAGAAACGUCAGUAUCGCCGAGUCCAUAGUGCUGCUAUAGUUCCCUCCUCUGCAGUCAGUUUCCGCGACAACGAAUCCACCACGCAAAACGGUGGGGGACGCUCCCGCUUUAAGGAUAUUGUUCUGCCUCCCACCGCAGCUACGUGGUCAGUGGCACUGUGUCGCUCUGAGACGGCAGCAGCAGCAGCGGAAAUGGCGAACAUGGUAGCCACUCCUUCGGUGGUCUCUCUCACCUACACCACUCUCGGCGAGGAGACAGAGGAGACCUCUCGUCUCUUGCCCGUGUGCGGUGGCCUCUGCAAAUGCACCCAACGGCGUCUGCGCACUUGCCUUUAUCUCGGCUCAAUGGUUACCCUUAUCAUCUCUAUCGAAGUGGCGCUCUAUGUUUGGGCUCGGUUUGAUCAGGACCCUGUUCUGGACAUUUCGGUAUGGAACACGACUCCGGGUCGUCUGUUGGUGGCCGUACGUCUUGUAGUAGUAUUUUGGUUCCUCGCCAUCCUUCGGCGUCGACGCACCUCUUCCAACGUAUCAGAGGUGAUCGAACCGUUGCACUUUGCGGUGGCCUACCUCCUUUGGCUUCUCGCCCUCCCCAUCGCCAUCUUUGUUGCACACACCAGCGUUUCGCCUCUCUGGCGUCACAAAACUAUCAUAGGUAUGGUUAUUCUUACUCAUCUUUCUCCUCUUCUCCAUGUAGGCGGUUCCUGA
Hydatigera taeniaeformis is the source of this 1587-nucleotide messenger RNA. Lineage: Eukaryota; Metazoa; Platyhelminthes; Cestoda; Cyclophyllidea; Taeniidae. The record is from the annotation of a GenBank genome assembly.